This is a messenger RNA of Lagenorhynchus albirostris (white-beaked dolphin), 713 nucleotides long. It is a transcript of the gene NDUFB8, whose product is annotated as NADH:ubiquinone oxidoreductase subunit B8. The transcript has 5 exons. NCBI's taxonomy places the organism in Eukaryota, Metazoa, Chordata, Mammalia, Artiodactyla, Delphinidae. Bases 62 to 622 code for a protein of 186 amino acids. The record is from RefSeq and is a predicted model, not a curated record. Gene Ontology annotation, cellular component: mitochondrion. Gene Ontology annotation, biological process: mitochondrial electron transport, NADH to ubiquinone.
GGCUCGGCCGCCGUGACAAGGUCUUUGCGCAUGUGCGGGGUGAAACGAGACGAAGGUGAAGAUGGCGGCAGCCAGGGCGGGGGUCCUGGGAGUCCGAUGGCUGCAAAGGGCAUCCCGAAACAUGGUGCCGAUGGGUGCACGGACAGCCUCCCACAUUACCAAGGACAUGCUCCCGGGACCCUAUCCCAGGACCCCAGAAGAACGGGCUGCCGCAGCCAAGAAGUAUAAUAUGCGGGUGGAAGACUACGAGCCGUACCCAGAUGAUGGCAUGGGGUAUGGUGACUAUCCAAAGCUCCCUGACCGCUCACAGCAGGAGAGGGAUCCAUGGUAUGACUGGGACCACCCAGAGCUGCGAUUGAACUGGGGUGAACCGAUGCACUGGGACCUAGACAUGUAUAUCAGGAACCGUGUGGACACGUCCCCCACUCCUGUUUCUUGGAAUCUCAUGUGUAAGCACCUCUUCGGCUUCGUGGCCUUCAUGCUGUUCAUGUUUUGGGUGGGGGAGACUUACCCCACCUACCAGCCUGUGGGACCAAAGCAGUAUCCUUACAAUAAUCUGUACCUGGAACGAGGUGGCGAUCCCAACAAAGAACCUGAGCCGGUGGUUCACUAUGAGAUCUGAGGAGGCUUCGUGGGCUUUGUGCCCCCUAACUGACUCCCUCAAUCCUAGAGAUUUUACCUUAAUGAAAUCGCUAAUAAAACUUAGUACUGUG